GGUGAAUGCGAAGAAUCGUAAAAGAAAAAAAGCGAAACCAUUUUAUCCAAAAACCCGUUACGAUAUGGAAGUUAACAGUGGUUCUUCAUCUUCUUCAUCAAUAAUAUCUGUUUCUCGUAACAGAAAUUCUCCAUCAUCAGAUCGUUUCAUCGGCAUGUUCUCAAGAUCUCAUCCAGAAAACGGAGGAGGAGGAGAUAGUAUUCUUUCUGGUUGUGUUGAUGAUGGUGAUGAACUAGAUGAAGAUGAUGUUUUCUGGACUGGUGAUUUCUCUCAAUCUAACGAUCUUUCUUCUCAAUCAAGCCCUAAAUCAUCAUCAUACAACAAGAAUACUACUAAUAAUCAAACAAUUGGAUUCAAGAAUUUCGGUAUUCUUGCUGCAUUACCAGAAGAUGGUAAAAAAGAAUCCCCGUUAAUUGAUCGAGUACAUCGGAAAACUACUACGAUUCCGUCUCCGUUAUCUUCGUCGUCGAGGAUGAUACCUACGAUUCCUAAAGCGCAAAACCCUAGAGAUAGGGAUUAUUAUCAUCUUUCAUUACCUAAUGGUAAAAUCCAGCAUUAUCAAUCAGCUCCUGUUAAUGUACCUGUACUUUCCAAAGCGGCGAAAGAAAGAAGGAAAACUAGGGUUUUAUUUGAUGAUGAUGUUGUUGGUAAUGAUGAUUAUGAUGACGAUGAAGAAAUGUUACCACCUCAUGAAAUUGUUGCUAGAGGUUCUGGUAAAUCACCAAGAACAACUUUCUCUGUUCUUGAAGGUGUUGGUAGGACAUUGAAAGGAAGAGAUUUACGUCAGGUUCGUAAUGCUGUUUGGCGCCAAACCGGAUUUAUUGAUUGACGACGGAAUUGAACAAGAUUUCAUUAGCUUCACUGUUACUAGUAUGGUGAUCACCCUCACAAACUCUGUUGGAGAUCCACAUAACAAAUGUUCCAAGCCAAAGCUGAAGCUGAAGCUGAAGUGCUCAACCAUCCAAAUUCAGUGUAUAAAAAGUGAUUUUGUAUUGAAAUCCUACCACUCCGCUUAUUUGUAAGAUAAACUAAAAAAACCUAGAGAGAGUAUUAUUGCCAACUCUGGUGGGGAUAUGCCUGUUGGAAUUAAAUCCAAAGAGACCCCUAGGGACACAUGUUUCCUAUGCUUUCUAGAAUAUCAUCGGUGCAUCGAUAAUGAGACGGAUUAAGUGAAUUAAUUACUUUAAGUCUUAACAAGCAUAUCUCUCGAGAGCGGUGCACAAUGCGCUGUAAUUGUAUAAUUUUUAGAACAGAGGGACUCAUCAGAACAGUUUAUUAAUCCACUACAGUUCCCUAUUUCUUUUG
This is a messenger RNA of Papaver somniferum (opium poppy), 1305 nucleotides long. RefSeq lists its product as uncharacterized. Lineage: Eukaryota; Viridiplantae; Streptophyta; Magnoliopsida; Ranunculales; Papaveraceae. The record is from RefSeq and is a predicted model, not a curated record. The coding region runs from base 65 to 829 and encodes 254 amino acids. The transcript has 2 exons.